AUGAUAUCAAAAGUUUUCUUAUCUACCACCUUUUUCCUCGCCACGGUGACAUCAUUCGUAGCCGCCGACUACAAUGUAAAUACGCCCGCCUCCGGGGUUACAUGGAAAAAAGGCCAAGAUGUGCAAGUGAAAUGGACUGUGACUAGCAAUACCGACAAGGCUGUAGAUGUACGUCUCGUCUACGGAAACUCGAACAAUCUACAGUUUUUGAGGAAUUUGUGCUCGGAUUUAGAUCCUACUGUUGGCGUUUGCAAUUACAACGUUGCUAGUGAUAUUAAGUCAGAUAUCAAUUACGCCAUUCAGUUAGGAAAAGAUCCGGCACAUUAUGGAUAUUCGUCUUAUUUCACCAUUAUUUCUCAAGGUGAUUUGCCAGAAAAUAAAGGUUGUCCAAACAUGGGCGGAAAUAGCUGUACCUCAACUCUUCCAUGCUGCAGUGGUUCCGGCUAUUGCGGUGCAACAGCUGAUUACUGCGGUACUGGAUGCGAUCCAAAGUACAGUUUCAAUGGUAAAUGUGAAGUUCCUGCAUCUGAGCCAGCAAGUGAUAGUAAGAAAUGUGGCAAUGUCGAAUGCACAUCCGACACUCCAUGCUGUAGUCAAUAUAACUAUUGUGGCUCAACCGAUGAUCACUGUGGUUCCGGCUGCCAAGCAGGCAAAAGUUUCGCCGGCAAAUGUGUUUCAACAAAAGAAACAUCAACGAAAGAAACACAAACUAGUGCACCAACCUCACCAACAACUAGUGUACCAACCUCCCCUAAAACUAAAAAAUGCGGUAACUCUAAAUGCAAUAAGUAUAGCCCUUGCUGUAGCAAGUACAAUCACUGUGGUGCCACCGCUGCUCAUUGUGGUAAAGGAUGCCAACCGGGUAAAAGCUUUGCUGGUACCUGCAUCAAGAGCAAAAUAGUAAAACGAGCGCCAAGAAGAAAUUUACAUCGAAUUAAUUAUGAUGGCAAACUCCUUGAUGACACAAACGUCGGAAUCAGCGUUAGCGACAAUAGUGACAACAACAGCAGUGGCAAUAAUUAA
Molecule: messenger RNA, 1023 nt
Organism: Ambispora gerdemannii
Lineage: Eukaryota; Fungi; Glomeromycota; Glomeromycetes; Archaeosporales; Ambisporaceae
Source: the annotation of a GenBank genome assembly